AUGGCCAGUGAUAACCUGUACCACGUCCUGUUUUCGGUUUCCCACAACCCCAAAGAUGUGAACGAGGAAGUGGAAAAGCUACGAGUGUGCGGCACAUUCGAAAACCUGAAAGCCGCCAAAGCACAAGCACACAAGACGUUGUUCGAAGCAGGAUACGAGCGAGAAUGGUUCACCGAAUACGAUACUAAAAGCGAAGAGUUUCUCGAGCACGGCAUCAAGAGAAGAACAGGUCUCUGUGUACAUGCAGUGGCUCCAGAUCAGACCAUUUUCCGCAUCAGCGUGGCAACGACGCCCAACGUCCAAGGCUUCACGGCGCUUGGGGAAGAUCACAAGAUUCAUUUCGACCUGUACCAUGUAGUCCAGACAAACGUCGAGUACUCGGAGGACGACAGUGGACAGGCCAGAGACACCAAUGUCGAGGGCUCAUUCAAGACCUACGAAGAGGCCAGGAAGUUUGCGAGUCAAGUUCUCCUUUCGCCUGAGGACGGGGUGACGAAAGAGUCAUUCGAGCAGUACGACGAAGCUGCGCCAGCCGAGAAAGACUGUGGUUUCGGUGAGAAUGUCAUUGUUCACGCUGUAGGGAAGAAUGGCGAGAAUAUCUUGGUCAGUGUAUUGAAAGGACAGGAGAUGGAGUCGGUGAGGCUGGCGGAAGCAGCCAUGAGAAUUCGAUCGUUCAAUUAG
Molecule: messenger RNA, 681 nt
Organism: Exophiala spinifera
Lineage: Eukaryota; Fungi; Ascomycota; Eurotiomycetes; Chaetothyriales; Herpotrichiellaceae
Exons: 1
Coding region: 1-681 (226 amino acids)
Source: RefSeq, a predicted model, not a curated record